This is a messenger RNA of Aspergillus japonicus CBS 114.51, 919 nucleotides long. RefSeq lists its product as uncharacterized. Gene Ontology annotation, biological process: tRNA-type intron splice site recognition and cleavage; tRNA splicing, via endonucleolytic cleavage and ligation. Lineage: Eukaryota; Fungi; Ascomycota; Eurotiomycetes; Eurotiales; Aspergillaceae. The record is from RefSeq and is a predicted model, not a curated record. The coding region runs from base 224 to 919 and encodes 231 amino acids. The transcript is spliced from 2 exons. Gene Ontology annotation, cellular component: tRNA-intron endonuclease complex. Gene Ontology annotation, molecular function: nucleic acid binding.
UGGGAGUUUCUGCGUGCCAAUUUGACCCAGGUACAGAUUGAGCCUGGAAGCAAUUGUCGCGCAAGCUUUACAAUUGAUCCUAACCAUCCAACCGACCCAAUUUCACCACACGUACAGUCCCACACAAACUUCCCUCCGACAAUCACCUCAUCACCUUUCACCUUGCGAUCUCUACACUCUCCAUCUUCAACCGCGCGCAACCAAGCACGACAUACAUCCAACCAUGACCUCAACCACCAGCCCCUCCGCCCUAACAACCCUCAUCACCUCCACAUCACCAACAACAUCACCAUCACCAUCGUCCUCAAACCCCACCACAACCACACCCCCAAGUCCCAACCUCAACCUCAACCCCAACCUCAACCCCAAAACCUCCGCCCUCACCCUGCAAGUCCUCCACAACCUCCAACACCAACACCUCUGGACCUCGCUCCAAGUCCACGAACUUCCUUCCACUGUCCCUGCUGCCGCCGCCGCAUCCACCGAAUCCGAUUCACCCAACCAGAUCAACCUCAUCUCCGGAAUCCCACCGCAUCGGCUCUACACCCACCCGGACGAACAAUUUUACCUCCUCGAGCGCGGGCUCCGCGAGGAGGACCUCGAGCUCGAACGCAUGUUCGUCCUCCCCACCGUGCAGGGCCACACGUGGAGUCUCCGGCGGUUGGCCGGGGUGUUUGAUGCGCUUCCGGGGCUAGAGGAUUCUGGGGAUGGAGAGGGAGAGGAUGAUGAUAGAACCAACAGCAGCAGCAAGGCGGACAAGUUGAAGGAGUAUUACGCGUAUCGAAAACAGGCCCGUGUCACGAGGGAGUGGGGUGGGAAGAGGAUGCUUCUCGCCAUGGUGGAUAGGCAGAUGGGUGGGGAUAGUACGGUGGUCUACUAUGUUGUGCAGGAUGGCGCGGUGAAGCCGAGACAGAAUUGA